AACAUGAUGUUAUUUUUCGAAGAAUUUUUAUUGUUUUAAAUAAUUUUGUUGCAUCAUUGGCGAAAGAUUUACCCGAACGUGUCAAACAUCACUCACGUUUAGUGUUUAACGCACGGAAUUUUUUACAGUGGAUAACAAAAUUAUUGGGGAAGUAUAGGACGUAUUUCCGACUUUGAUGAACCUUUUAAAGAUGUUAAAGUUCCUGUUUCGUUAGUACGCCAUAUUUGCACGAUCUUUCAAGAUCACUGCGUAGCUAUAUUAUAACAUGACAUUGAGAAGAAGUAUCUCAUUAAAAGUCUUGAGAUUAAAACUCGUCGAGCAGUUCGAUUAUUUUUUACCUACAAUUUCAACUCAUUGGCUUUGUAAUCACGAAAGCAUGCAAUUCAUCAGCGUUUUUUGCGUAAUAUUCGCGAUCUUUGAAUUCGCUAUUGGAUCUGUGGAGGAACCCUAUCCAGAUUUAUAUGAUCAAGUAGAUGUGGAUGCUAUUUUUAAAAGUGAACGACUGCUUAAUCAAUACAUACAAUGUAUAAUUGAUGAGGGCCCUUGUACUGCCGAUGCACGCAGUUUUAAACAAAUACUUCCCGAUAUAUUGGUUACACAAUGUGCAAGGUGUAACGACUUUCAUAAGAAAAUAGCAAGGAAUGUUUUUCAGAUAAAAGAAAAGAAACCUGACUUGUGGGUUAAGAUUCAAAGAAAAUACGAUCCUGGUAAUAUAUACUUACCUAAAUUAGAAGAAGUUGUGAAAUAUUAAUAUACAUUUUAUUAUUUUUAUCAUUGUUUAAAAAUCACAUACGUGAAAUAUAAGAAUAUAAAAUAUUUAUUUCUAUUUUCAUUUUACAACCUAGCGUGGUCGCAUAUUUAGAGAUAUUCGAAUAUAACUAAACAAAAAAAGAAAAGAACAAAAGUAUAU
Messenger RNA from Polistes dominula (European paper wasp), 910 nucleotides. Its product is annotated as ejaculatory bulb-specific protein 3. Lineage: Eukaryota; Metazoa; Arthropoda; Insecta; Hymenoptera; Vespidae. The record is from RefSeq and is a predicted model, not a curated record.